This is a messenger RNA of Adineta steineri, 1053 nucleotides long. The record is from the annotation of a GenBank genome assembly. Lineage: Eukaryota; Metazoa; Rotifera; Eurotatoria; Adinetida; Adinetidae.
AUGUCAAAUAUAGAUAAUGAUGAUGAUGGUCUUGCAGUAUAUCGUCUAGCAUUAGCUACUCAAGCUCCAGAAAAUUCUGCAUUAAAACAAGAAAAACGUGCAGAAUUACGUUCACGUUUUUUAAAUGUUCUUGAAUAUUUAAAAACUAAUAAAAAUAUUUCACCAAUUGAACUUGAUUUCUAUCGUGAAUCUUCACUAACAGCUACUCAUUGUCUUAGUAUAGAUUCAAAUUUUUCUCAAAUCUUAGUAAAAGAUUUACAAACAAAAAUUGGUUGUAUGCCAACAGCAUUAAUUCAAGAACAAACAAUUGCAACAGCAGCAGCAUUAAAAGAAAAAACACCAUUUGUGUAUAUCGAUUCUUGUUUAAUUCAAUUAAUCAAUGACGAUGAUGAGCAAUAUGAAGGUUGUUCAUGUGCUACAGAUAAUACUUGUAUAAAUUGCUCAUGUGCAAAUCGUUUUGGUAUAAAUUAUGAUUCAAAUCAUUGUUUAAAUAUGAAUAAAACUGGACCAAUAUUUGAAUGUAAUUCAGAAUGUAAUUGUUCAUUUGAUACAUGUCAAAAUCGUGUCAGUCAAAAAGAUGAUCAAUCAAAAAAUGUUAAAAUUAUUUCAACAUCGAAUAAAGGCUAUGGUGUUAUUACUGAAAAACCUAUUCUUCAUCCAGGUACAUAUAUUGGUGAAUAUGUUGGAGAAGUAUUAUCCGAAAGUGAAGCUCAUCGUCGAAUAUUAUUAACAAAGAAUUUUGAACAUAAUUAUUUAUUACUUUAUAAUGAACAUUCUUCUCAAGCAAUAACAAAAACAUUUAUUGAUGCACGUUAUUAUGGUAAUUGGACACGAUUUAUUAAUCAUAGUUGUAAUCCAAAUUUACAUAUUGUUCCAAUUCGAAGUGAUCAACCAACACCACCACGUUUAGUAUUUUUUACUUUAAGAGAAAUUCAAGCAAAUGAAGAAUUAUCCUAUAGUUAUGGAACAACAGUUGAUGAGAAAUUUUCUAAACCAUGUCAUUGUUCAAGUUCAUCAUGUACUGGUUUUAUGCCAUAUCAAACAACAGAUUAA